Messenger RNA from Mastomys coucha (southern multimammate mouse), 5371 nucleotides. RefSeq names its product HLF transcription factor, PAR bZIP family member (gene Hlf). Gene Ontology annotation, molecular function: DNA-binding transcription factor activity, RNA polymerase II-specific; RNA polymerase II cis-regulatory region sequence-specific DNA binding. The record is from RefSeq and is a predicted model, not a curated record. The coding region runs from base 570 to 1460 and encodes 296 amino acids. Gene Ontology annotation, biological process: regulation of transcription by RNA polymerase II. The transcript has 4 exons. Gene Ontology annotation, cellular component: nucleus. NCBI's taxonomy places the organism in Eukaryota, Metazoa, Chordata, Mammalia, Rodentia, Muridae.
CGGCACAUGGACUGCCUGAUGCGCUGAGCCCGGCGCUGCGGGGCCGCGGAGCGCGGGGAGUAGCGGCCGCGGCGGGGAGGGGGGUGGGGCGGGACGGCACAGCCGCGGGUGCUCGCGCUAGGGUCUGGGGCCCGCGCUUUGCCUUCUGCUCAUCUGCAGCCGUCUACGGGUUUUUUUUUUGUUGUUUUUUGGAUUUUUUUUUUUUAAUUCUUUCUUUCCUUUUUUCCCCCUCCUUGCAAUUUGGAACAUUUUUUGAGACUGAGUGUUGGAGGCAGGUGAGAAAGAGCAUCCUGCACAGGGUCGGAGGAGUCCUGGGCGCUAGAUGCGCUGUCCCUGGGCUGUCAGCACUGAGAACCCGAAAGUUUUUUUGUUGUUUUUUUUUUUUUAAUUUUGAUAUUUGCAUGCUGAUGUAUUUACAAAGACAGAAGUGAUUUUUUUUUCUUCCUUGUCUGCACUGUUUUGAAAGCGAGUACUUUUGGUUGGCAAAGAACGGAGGAAAAAAAAAAAGCUCAUCAACAUUUCGGGGCGGCGAUUGGCCUUCUUUCUAAAAGAAAAUUGAGUGCAUCACGAUGGAGAAAAUGUCCCGACAGCUCCCCCUGAACCCCACCUUUAUCCCGCCUCCCUACGGCGUGCUCAGGUCCCUGCUGGAGAACCCGCUGAAGCUCCCCCUUCAUCCUGAAGACGCAUUUAGCAAAGAUAAAGACAAAGGAAAGAAGCUGGACGAUGAGAGCAACAGCCCGACCGUCCCCCAGUCGGCCUUCUUGGGACCCACCUUAUGGGACAAAACCCUUCCCUAUGACGGAGAUACUUUCCAGUUGGAAUACAUGGACCUGGAGGAAUUUCUGUCAGAAAAUGGCAUCCCCCCUAGUCCAUCCCAGCACGACCACAGCUCUCACCCUCCUGGCUUGCAACCUGCUUCCUCCACCGCUCCUUCAGUCAUGGAUCUCAGCAGCCGGGCCACGGCUCCCCUUCACCCGGGCAUCCCGUCUCCAAACUGUAUGCAGAGCCCCAUCAGACCAGGCCAGCUGUUGCCAGCAAACCGCAAUACACCAAGUCCCAUUGACCCCGACACCAUCCAGGUCCCAGUUGGGUAUGAACCUGACCCGGCAGACCUUGCCCUCUCCAGCAUCCCUGGGCAGGAAAUGUUUGACCCUCGCAAACGGAAGUUCUCCGAGGAAGAACUGAAGCCACAGCCCAUGAUUAAGAAAGCUCGCAAAGUCUUCAUUCCUGAUGAUUUGAAGCAGGAUGACAAGUACUGGGCGAGGCGCAGAAAGAACAAUAUGGCGGCCAAGCGCUCCCGAGAUGCUCGGCGGCUGAAGGAGAACCAGAUCGCGAUCCGGGCCUCUUUCCUGGAGAAGGAGAACUCGGCCCUCCGCCAGGAGGUGGCUGAUUUAAGGAAGGAGCUGGGCAAAUGCAAGAACAUACUUGCCAAGUACGAGGCCAGGCACGGGCCCCUGUAGGAUGGCAUUUUUGUGGGCUGGCUUUUGAAUAGAUGGACAGCUUGUUUCCUGUCUGGUAGCACCACACCCAAACCAACCUUUCUGACAUCAGCACUUUACCAGAGGCAUAAACGCAACUGACUCAUAUUUUGGUGUGCAUCUGUGCGUAUGUAUGUAUGUUUGUGUGUGUGUGUGUGUGUGUGUUUGUGCUUAUGGUCCCAUGUGUGGUCAGAGAUGUACAUGUGUGAGUAUGUGUAUGUGUGUAUUCCUUCACACUUGUCAUUUAAAGAUAGUCCUCUUGUCUUUUAGUUCCAAACAAGAAAGGUGCCAUGUUUUUAUUAGACCCUGGAGACCCCGGUGGGGUUUCCUCCCCUUCCUUCCUCCCUCCCACCUCUUUCUGCCUUGCUCCGUGUUCCUGUGAUCUUACUUUGCCAGGGUCUGCGUGGCUUCAGGAAGCAGGGCCCUGGAUCUCAGUCAUCAAGACCAUAAGCUCUUGUUUCUGUUUCAACCAUGAAUUACCACGCUAAAAAGGUGCAUAGCAUACCCUAGCACUACGCUGCAGCUGAAUUCCUUCAUAGGUUGCCCCCCCCCACCUUCCCUUUUUCCUCCCUACCCUCCCUCGUGUUUCCUUUCAGUUUUGGUAAUAAUUGUCUUCAAAUUUAAAGUGCUGUUUAGAUUUAGUAGAUUCCCAUACUUACUUCCUGCUACCUACUAAGUUUCCUUUUAAUUCUACCAACCCCAGAUAAGUACCAUUAUAGAGCAGAGUGUGUUUUGCACUGUCUGUACCUAAAGCAAUAAUCCUAGUGUACGCUAGCUAGCGCAUGCUGCCUGAGUAUUAACUAGUGGACGUAGGACAUUUUUCCCUACCUAGGAAUUUCACUGUCUUUUAAAAAUCAAAAAUAAAGUAAUGCAUUUGCGCAUGACCAGAAUAUUCUCAGGACAGGGAAGCCGAGGGCAACGGAAGGCCUAAGAAUGAGGGGUUAAUUUAUCAGUAUGUAAGCCAAAAAAAAAAAAAAAUGCAUCUUGGAGAAGCCUUUGCCAUGGGUGUGCUUCGUUUUGCUGUCUCCCCUUCCCACACCCAACCCAUCCCCACUUUUCUAGCCCACUCACUUUUUCCAUUUCCCUCUCGAUAUUCAAAACAAUUGACCUAAGAUUCAGUUCACCCACUUUUUUUUUUUUGGUAAUAUAUAUAUUUUGGGGAUGAUAUUUUGCUGUUUUUAGAAAUCAGUUAAUUAAGUUAAAAAGUUGAUGUUUUGUAAAGCCUCCCCCCACCCCCACCCCUUGACCCCUUGUGGUGUCCUUUUUGAAUGCCUCACACAUGAAUGGUUCUGGAGCCCACGUUUCUUCUCCUCUGUUUGCUUUUGAACAUAUGUGCGCCUAUCAAGUGGACUUCUGAAAAAAAAAAUGAAUGUAAAAGACACUGGUGUAUCUCAGAAUGGGAUGGUGUUGUCACAAACUGUGGUUUAUCCAAUCAAUUUAAAUGUUUACUAUAGACCAAAAGGAGAGAUUAUUAAACUGUUUAAUGUUUAUACAGAGUAAUUAUAGGAAGUUCUUUUUUUGUACAGUAUUUUUCAGAUAUAAAUACUGACAAUGUAUUUUGGAAGACAUAUAUUAUAUAUAGAAAAGAGAAAAAAAGGAAAAUUAUUCCAUGUUUUAAAAUUAUAUAGCAAAGAUAUAUAUUCACCAAUGCUGUUCAGAGGAGUGCUUGGGGGGUUUUGAAGUCUUUAAUAUUUUAAACCUAUUACUGACACAUCAGCAUGUUUUCUGCUUAAAAUUAAAAUUUUAUGACAAUACUGAGGCUUGCUGUGACGAAUCCUGCUCCAACACUUUCUUGUUUCUUAUUAGGUCUCAGAAGGAAGUCAGUUAACGUCACCCAAAAGCACAAAAUGGGUUUUAGUCAAAUAUUUAUUGGAUGAUACAGUGUUUUUCAGGAAAAGCAUCUGCCACAUAAAUGUUCACUUCAGAAUUCGGAGUCGCUGGAAUGGAGUGUUGUUGCCAGAGCCCCAGAUGAUUUUGUUCUCUUUGGGCCUGUGCAUCUCAUACCAUGUAAGGUUGACCUCGGUGAUGUGUAUGGCUUAGAGUUAGAUAGAUGUUUUGACUUUAAAGAUGGCUGUCGUUUUCUUUCACUGAGUUGUAUAAUGUCCAGAGAGUCUACUGUUUCUUCAAAGGCACAUUUUGUGCUUGAUUAAAAUCCCCUUUCAUCCAUGGAUGUUUUCCAGUCUCCUGCCUCCACAGUAUCUGAAUUCUCUGCAGAUCCAGUGAUACCCUCCUCACUCCCUCAGCCACUCCUCGGUCUAGUGUCACACUUCUGGAAAACGAGGCCUGUAGGGGUUCUUCCCAGGUACCUGUUUUGUUUCAAGCCAUAGAUCACGGUGAGAGAUGAGAGAGUGGGAAAAUUAAAAUACAUUUUCUGAGUAAAUUACUGAUAAAAAAAAAUGUUUCGCAAUUUUGCAUAGAACUGAAUAAGAGAUGAUUCAGUAAUAGCAUGGGACAACAAAGAGUUGGUCUGUUUGAAGAUAGAUAAAGAGGGUGAUUGCAGAACUGUUCAAUGACAGUAUUCACCUGAGCAAAGAUGGAUACAUUUCAACUUAAGCAGAGAAGUGCUCGAGUGUUGUACCAUGGACCACCCAAUAGUCCCGGAACCAUCCAGUAGUCCCUGAAGAAAAGCAUACCUGGCCUUUCUUAGAAUUGUUUUUACCAAAUGAACAUCACAAAUGUUUUCUGCAGAAGACAUAAAAAGAUCAUAAUAAAACUUAUUCUUUUGUAUACCAGAAAAGGUUUUUAAAAACCUACCUCAUUCAAAUCAGAACAAAACAAAACAAAACAAAAAAAAACUUAAGACUUUGGAAUCUCCACAGGUGCCUUAUCUGUAGGUAAUUAUCACCCCCUCACCCCCAGGCUGGCUUCUCUUUGUCCAUGGACUUUAACUAGAUGAGGAAAUGCCAUUCAAUGCCCUGAGAAGCUAGGACCCAGGGUCAGAUGACUGCAGCAGAGCAUAGCCAUUAGGAAGUCCCAUUGUCAACUGUCACCAUUUCAAUGUAGGAAUCUUUCAAUGGUUAAUUAUUUGGUCAUUCAAAAUGCAUCCAAGCUGUAGCAUGCCCUGUCAUUCAGCUGCAUAGCACACUCUGAUCAGGUCACAUGUUUCAUUAUUCAAGUGUAUUCUCAAAGAAAGUUAAAAAAAAAAAAAAAAAAAGGAAUCAGGGUUUCUCUCUGCUGAUGCUCCCCUGAGGGCAUGGGGUGUGUGUGGCUGUGGAUGAUAGUCUCCUACUCUGUGCUAUGGGGCCAUUCACAAACCACAUCAGGCAAGGCUGGGCCAGGCCUUUGUCUCUAAAUAGAACAGGCCUUGAAGGAAGCCUCCUUUGAAGAAGAAGGGCCCUUAUAUUUGAGAAGGGCAUGAUGGGAAUCAGUCAGCGGAUGAAUGGGAAGCCAGAUAAAAGAACCCAGACGUUCCUUCUAACCCAUUAGCUUACUGUGGGAAUUUACAUUAAGUCCAAACGUAGCCUUCGAAAGGGCUACAGCAUCAUGUCUGGGUGAGCUGGGGCGAGUUGUAAGUGGCAAUGUCUCUCCUGCCCAAGGAGGAAACAACUGACGCUGUGUAAAUAUACAAGUAAUACUUUGCUCUUUCUAAAAGUUCGUCUGUUUUUGCCCUUAGCAUUCCUUUAGAAAAACUCAAACUUUGUCAGAAUUAAGUAGUGAGGUCCUCAGGCAGUGGCCAAUGGCUCUGUGGGUGGCUUGCCUCCACUGGGCAGGAUUGGUUACCUGCAGCUGACUGAGCUGAGGUGUGAUUCCCUCCCUGUUGUCCAUACCUUUUUCUCUGGCUCUGAUUGUACUUGGUUCCUACUGGGGGCUCUUGAAUGCAUCCCUCUGGGAAAUCCAAAUUCAACUCCAAGUGUUUGGUAAAAUUAGUAUCAAUAAUAAAUGAACAAAACGUG